Messenger RNA from Closterium sp. NIES-65, 4272 nucleotides. Lineage: Eukaryota; Viridiplantae; Streptophyta; Zygnematophyceae; Desmidiales; Closteriaceae. The record is from the annotation of a GenBank genome assembly.
AUGGACAUAGAGCCGCAGUUCCGCGCGCAGCAGUACCACGCGCCGCGCCAAGACCCGCCCAACGUCGUUAGCGUUGCUGACGCCACCAUGGAUGAAGUCGGCAGCCCGGACCGCAUGCCCCGCCGCUCCCCCCUGCAGCCCUCACCAGACCACUACGCUCGCUCGUCUCCGACCGCUUGCGAGCCGCACGUUCCGUCCAACGCAGGCAGCUAUGACCCCCGAAGCGGUUACCAAGUUACUCCUAGUAGGACCGCGUCGCCUCCCAGGCGGGACUCGAAUUCCCUCUUUUCUCGCCGAAACCGCGGAGCGCUCAGUCCACUGACCACGUUUCAAUCCCCUUCCACCUCCGCCCAAGCUUCGUCCGCUUCCGCCGCUCCGCUGAAUCUAGAAUCCGCCGCGCAAGGCGGCUUUGCCCCUGCCAAUGGGGCGCGGAGCUCCCGUUCCCCCUCCCCCCGCUUUUUCCAGCCCGCUACAGGCACCGACUCCCCGACAAUCUCCCCCGACCAUCCCCGCACCGGACUGUACCUGGGACCCGCGCCACGGAAUUCCCCGCGCGGAACGGCGGGCGGCGGAAUGCCGUCCGCUCAACGUGCGGGUUCGCCAGCUGGUGUGGCGGGCGGCGCUGGGACUGGCGCGGGGCUUCAAGUGAACCCGUUCAUCCUGGCGCACGGGGGCUGUCCGCGGUCCCCCAUGCGCUCCCGCCAACAGCUUUCCGCGCAUGGUGGCUCGCAGCGCGCAAUUGCGCCAUCUCCGCUUUCCGAGCUGCUUAGCGCGGGAGGUUCGAAUCGAAUGGAUAUCCAGCCUGGCUCGCUAGAAGCAGACUCGUUACAGAUACAGAUUCCGAAGGAUCACAAGCCUCUGUCGCAGCAGCAUUUUACAAAUGACGGUCGAUCGCAACACGGGCAGCAGAGGGAGGAACUCCUGCAAGAGAGCGACUCGUGCUUGGAGCAGCAGUUCCAGCAGCCGUCACAGCAGCAAGCGCGGCAGCUUUAUUCCCAGCAGAGCGUGCCGUCCGCCGUGCCGUCCUCCGUGCCGCCCCAUCGGUCUCCACGAUCGUCGUCACUCGACAGCUACGACCACGUCAUCGCGUCGCACGCGCCCGUCGCGUAUCGCGCGCAGCUGCCCUCCCCCAAGCAACUCUCCGCGCCUCUCAACCCGCACGCGUCGCAAACUACUCCGCCGCGGAGCGGCGCGCCAGGCCACAUUUCCCCCUCGCGCGGGGGCGCGGGGCCGCCGAGCGCCUGCGCGCCCAUCGCCACCCCCCGGCCGGUCCGCCCGGCCCAUCGGCGCACAGCCUCCGCUUCCGCCGCCUCCGCGCUCCUCCAGCACAACUUCUCCGCCGACAUGCUCGAGGGCAGCUCCUCCCCGCGCCCCGCUUUCUUCUCCCGCCCGCCCCCCUCCCCGCGCCACACACCCGCGCAGCCUAUUGCGCCAUCCGCCGCAGCGGCGCUCGUGGCCGCCGCUUCCGCGGGAAGCGGACCCGCGACGCCUCGGGGAGCCUCUCCGCGAAGGAGCUCUUCCCCCGCGGGAGUGCGCGCGGUGAACAGUGCGAGCCGCGCCGCACAGGACUUGCACGCGCGGCUGCUAGCUGCCGCUCAGAUGAUUGCCGACGGGGACACGGCGGGUGCAGCUGCUACAGCAGAAGCGGCAGCGGCUGUAGCGGCUGCGAUGCAGCAGCAGCAGCAGCAAUGGCAGGCGCAACAGCAGCAGCAGGCGCACCAGGCGCAGCAGCAGCAGCAGCAGGGAGGGGGGAAGCGGCAGGGCCGGGCAAUAGGGAUUUCGGAACUGCAGAUGGAGCGGGGGGGCGCGCAAGGAAGCUCCGCGCCAGACGGGAGUUUCCCGUUUAGGGGAAACUCCCCGCUGAGGCAAGCUGGCGGCGCAGCAGCGGUGGGGGUAGCGGGCCACGCGGAGAGGGCAGGGGGAGACGCGGCCGGAGCAGAAAUGCGCACAGGCGGAGCAGGCGCGGGGGGAGUCUCCCCCACCUCUGAGCGCGCGGAGCAGUUGAAGCGGCGGGGGAGCGCGAUGCUGGGGGAAGAGGAGAUGCGCGCCCUCUCGCACAUGUCCCUGGGGGGUCCCUCAGGGGGCGUUGCGCGUUCAGGUGGAAUUUCAGGUAGGCGCGCAGGCGCAGGUGACUUUGCAGGUUUCUCGGGUGCUGGUAACGGGGGAGCUAGUAUCGGGGAUGCGGGGGCGUGCAAUCGUCCUGUGAAGCAGCGGGUGUCCACAGGCCAUCGAUCCGCCUCCAGUGGCGUUGGCGGGGGUAGCGGCGGGGGGAGCGGCGGAGGCAGCGGCGGGGGGAGUGGUGAUUAUCCAUCCGCGCUUUCCGCCGCCGCAGCUGCUGCACUAGCCGCAGCUGGGGCUCCAGUGGGGAUUUCCCCAGGGGAAAUUACCCAAAUAGCCCAGAAAUGGAUGGAGCUGCAGGCGGGGGGGUGCCUGGGCGGGUACAUGCACAGUUCGCCCUCGCCUUCCGCCGCUGCUGCCGCCGCCGCUGCUGCUGCGGCCGCACGCGCUUCUGCGUCUGUCGCUGCUGCUGAUGUGGCGGCAGCAGCUCGCGCACAGAAAGCAGCAGCGGAAGCGGCGGCGGCGGCAGCAGCAGGAGGCGCAGGAGGCGCCUCGUUAGGCGGCGCCUCUCCCGUUUCCGCAACAGCAGCGCGAGCAGCAGCCAAUAGGAGAGCCGCACGUCAUCGCCGCACAGGCAGCGCGGAUUUCGUAUUGAACAACCCGGGGGAGGCGCUGAAGUCUGCAGGCCCCCUGCGCCAGACUCUCAAGCGCGCCAGCGCCAGCGGGAACACACAGCAGCAGGCUCGCCCGCAGCACCAGGUGGUUCCUCAGGUGUUUUCUCAGGUGGUGGCGCCACACCGCCAGCAGCAGGGGCGGCAGCUGAACGCUACACUGGGCGCUGGCAUGCGCAAGCCAGCAAGUUUUUCGGGCAACGUGGAGGAUGUUUUCGGGCAGUACGAGGGGUUGCCCCCACGAGACCAUGUUCUUAGGAAAGAGUAUGGGGAGAUUAAAGGCCUAUUUGUUCUGCAUAGUAAGGAGCUGGGCAGCGGGCAGUUUGGAAUCAUUCGGCCGUGCAUGGAGGUGGCGACCGGGCAGGUGUUUGCGUGCAAGACCAUCAACAAGAAAUGUAUUCAGACGAAGGAGGAUGCAGAGGACAUUCGCAAGGAGGUGGCGUGCCUCCCACUGCUGCUCUCUUUCUCACCCUCGUUCCCUCCUUCCCCCUUCCCCUGCUCCCUGUUUGCUGCCCUGCUCCCCGGUCACACCCGCCAGACGAAGGAGGACGCGGAGGACAUUCGCAAGGAGGUGGCGUGCCUCACACUGCUGCGCAACCACCCCACCAUCGUGACUCUCAAAGACACCGUGGAGGACGAGGAGGUACGAGGACCCCGUUCGUCGCACCCCCCUUUCUUCUCUCCCACCCUCCUCUCCCCUCCCCAGAACAUUCACGCAAGUAGCAAUUUCCUUAACGCUCCUCUCCUCACACCCUCCCCCCCUACCCGCAACCCACCCCUUCUCGUCCCCUUCUUUCCCCUUUCUCCCCCCCAUCAGAACAUCCACAUAGUGAUGGAGCUGUGUCAGGGCGGCGAUCUCUUCGACCGGGUGAGCAGCAGUGGGCGGCUGUCGGAGCAGAGUGCCGCCCGGCUGUGCAGAGCGCUGGUGGAGGCGCUGCUGCACUGCCACUGCCACGGCAUCCUGCACCGCGACAUCAAGCCCGAAAACAUCCUGCUCUGCGACCGGUCGGAGGAUUCAAGGAUCAAGCUCGUUGACUUUGGGGUGGCCACCUUCUUUGACCCCGGCAAGCGGCUGACAGAGGUGCUGGGCACGCCCAAGCACAUGGCGCCAGAGGUGCUUUUCCUUAACCUUGUUGUUCCCCCGCUUUUCUGCGAUCUGCUGCAUUCUCCCGCAGGCAAGCGGCUGACGGAGAUGCUGGGCACGCCCGAGUACAUGGCGCCAGAGGUGCUGCUGCAGUCCUACGGCCCCGAGGCCGACAUCUGGUCGGCGGGCGUCGUCUUAUACAUCCUGCUGUGCGGCGUGCCGCCCUUCUGGGCGUCGUCGCGCAAGUGCGUGGCGGAGGCGAUUCUCAAGGGAUCCGUGAGCUUUAAGUCUGCUAAGUGGGCGAAUGCGAGCGAGGAGUGCAAGGACCUUGUAAGGAGGAUGCUUACAAAGGAUCCACGGGAGAGAAUAACGGCACUGGAAAUCCUGGGUGAGUGCGAGGGUGGGGCGGGAGAGUGGAAGGCGGAAAUGACAGGCGCCGGGCGGCAUGAGUCUCGGUAA